Molecule: messenger RNA, 1485 nt
Organism: Phaeodactylum tricornutum CCAP 1055/1
Lineage: Eukaryota; Bacillariophyta; Bacillariophyceae; Surirellales; Neidiaceae
Exons: 2
Coding region: 272-1273 (333 amino acids)
Source: RefSeq, a predicted model, not a curated record
CCGUGAUUCAGCACAACUACGAUUAAAGUUCGACCGUUGGACCUUACUUGAUGUCCUUGCGCGCGCUCGUCCUUCCACACGUUAAUGAGCCGGAAAUAGGGUUCUCGUUUUCUGGGUUUUUGGCAGUUUUAGACCACACGAACGGGACUUCGCGUGUGCCAAGCUAGGAAGCACAUUGAGCCGUUGUCGUGCCGGCGUCCUCAGGCGUACCGUUGGGAGCAACGAACUCUCUUUCCCACUCACCCUCUCACAUAUCGAGUUCGGCAGCAGUAUGGGUUGCGGUGCAUCGACAGAGGCGGCAGCGUCCGCUACUCCGGUACCUACGACCAAGACUACUGUCUCGGCCAGUGCGUCCCGCAAUCUUCCCUCGCCGACGAGUAAGACGGAUGACUCCAAACGUGAAAGCGCAGGCGACGUGACCGGGGAGGAGUGCUCCUCGGAGCUAGAAAAGAUACGAGUAGAAGCUCCUCACGAACGGGUUACGGCCGACCUUUCGUCGGUACCCCCGCCGUCGUCAUCGAAGGCGGUCGCGGUGGAGCCAAGCGCAGCUGGCCCAAAAGAGACAUCGGAUUUGUCCAGUGUUGCAGACUCUGUUCAAGGUACAGUCGUCACCUCCAAUACAACCACUCAAUUGAUGGACGUAGCGGAAGCCACAAGUUUAGGAUCAAUCGUCAAGAACGCGACAUUUCCCGAAACAGAAGUACCCAUUGAAAGCCCUGCUGCCCCGUUGAUCGUAGACGAGGAAAAAACUGAAAGCGCUGAGAAACUCGCCCCAGGUAGUGACAGUGUUUCGCUACAGGCAGAUGAAUUCUUGCCGGUGGAGCAAGCAGUGGAAUUGAAGGUUGAGGAACCUGUCAUAGAAACGGAGAGCAUGAAUGAACAAUCGGACAGCAGCCAAUCCAGAACAAAACAAGUAGGCGUCGUGGAGGAUCAAGGAGACGAAAUUGCCCGCGUGAACGUAAAUGUCGACGGGGAAGUAGAAAACAAGGAGCGAACUGUUGCGCCUCUUACUGACAAGGAGGACGAAGGCUCGAACAGCUUGAAGGGAGAGAGCAAGGAAGACAUAGUUGACAGUACGGUGGAUAGCCAGAACACUUCCGAGAACCUGGCGUCAAUUGAUAAUGACCAAAGCGAGAGUACUGGUGCCGAUGACGGUCCGAACGAGAUAAGUGCGCAAGGCACCGUGACUCCAGCCGAAUCCGACGGAUCAACUCUGGGCGCCGGGAAAAAGAAAAAGAAGAAAAACAACAAGAAAAAGGGCAAAAAGAAAUGAGCUUCUGGUUCUGUCGGUCUUUGUCAUGAUGCGAUACACUUCGUAAUGUCGAUUCACAAAGCAACGAAUUUAUGUUAUAAUUGAUAUAAGAAAGGACCUGAUAAGCCUUUCCCGUUGAUUUCUUGUUAAUUGCUCUGUAUGAGGAGCUUUCCAUUUCAUUUUUAGUUGGCAAAGUUCAUAGAGUAUUUUGAGCCAAUCCGUACUGUCACAAG